Molecule: messenger RNA, 753 nt
Organism: Pyricularia pennisetigena
Lineage: Eukaryota; Fungi; Ascomycota; Sordariomycetes; Magnaporthales; Pyriculariaceae
Exons: 2
Coding region: 1-753 (250 amino acids)
Molecular function (GO): peroxiredoxin activity
Source: RefSeq, a predicted model, not a curated record
AUGCCUCCAAGACUCGUCCGAUUCCAGACUACCAUCCCCAAUAGACUCAGUCACCACCCCCCUCCGAGCCUCCACCACAACCGCACCCGCAGCAACAAUACCACCACCACCACCUCGUCCUCCCCCAUCCGCAGCUUUCACCCAACCCCGCCCGGCAACAUGCGUAUCCCGUACGUCCCGAAUCCUCCUCCGGCGUCGAUCCCCGAGGCCGACAAGGCCGUGUACGAGCGCGUGGCGGCCCGCCGCGCCCCGCGCCCGCUGCAGCCGCUGGACCUGGCACUGCUGCACAGCCCACCCGUGGCCGACGGUUGGAACUCUUUCCUGGGCGCGGUGCGGACGCGCUCGUCGCUGGCCGCCGACCUGCGCGAGCUGGCCAUCUGCCGAGUUGCCGUCGUCAACACCGCCUGGUACGAGUGGAUGCAUCACGCGCCCUUGGCCCGCGAGGCUGGCGUCGCCGAGCGCGCCAUGGAGGACGUCGUCAAGCGCACCGAGCCGCUCGUCGGCCCGAACCCGUCGCAGGACGGCGGCCUGCUUUCGGAUAAGCAGUGGGCAGUGCUGAGGUACACGGACGAGAUGACGCGCAACGUGCGCGUCGCCGACGAGACGUUUGACCUGCUCAAGAGCCUCUUUUCGGAGCGUGAGGUUGUCGAGAUCACGGCCACGGUUGCUUGUUACAACUGCGUGAGCAGGUUUCUGGUUGCACUGGAUGUCGGGGAGAAGAAUAGCGUAGGGCCUGACGACAGCGCGCACUAA